AUGCUGGAGGAGACAGAGCCGCUGCUUGAGCACAGCGACGUUGCUGCAGCAGAUGACGACUCCGACGCUGCUGCUGCGUCUGACGCCGUUGCUGCAGCAGCAGCAGCAGCCGCAGCAGAGGAGGAGUUCGCGGCGGGCUCCGCAGCGGGCGCCACCCAGGAGUCCGCCGCCGCCGCCGCAGCAGCAGCAACAGCACCAGCAGCAGCAGCAGCAGCAGCAGCAGCAGCACCGUGCCGACGCCGCCUCUGGCCCUCCUGGUCCUCACUCACCUUCGGGGCUGCUGCCGCAGCAGCUAUCGGCUUUGUUGAUGCAACCAAACCAAAUAGUGCUUUGGGAUCCGCGGGAAGACCCGCAGCAGCAACAGGCAAAGACAGCCCCCCCUGCAGAACCGGCAAAGACGCGCAUGCAGCAGCAGCAGCAGCAGCAGCAGCAGCUGAAGAGGCUGCUGCUGGAGUGCUGAGCCCGCGCCCUCUGGUGCGGAGCCGCAGCAGCGAAACCGGCAGCAACGGCAGCAGCAGCAGCAGCAGCAGCAUGAAGAAAAGCAAAAGUGCUGGAGGGGCGCUGACGCGGGCUGUUUCCUUUGGGGGCAAUUUGCACCGCGUGGUGUCUCAAACUCUUUUCGACGGAGCUGCUGCUGCAGUUUUAACUGCAGCAGCAAGAGCUGAGACGGCUGCUGCUGCUGCUGCAGAGGCCGUUGCUGCUGCAGCAGAGCACGGCGGCGCAAGCAGUAGCAGUGGGUCGGAGUCGUAUCUGUCGGCGGUGAGUGAAGAGGAAGCAGCAAGUGGAGAAGAAGGUCCUUUUAAUGGAGGUGGUUUUGCUUCUCCUCGGCAGCUGCCUUCUGGCCAAGGGGACAGCAGCAGCCCAUCAGAUGAGCGGCAGGCGUGGCUUGGUGCUGCUGCUGCUGCUGCUGCUGCUGGUUCUGGGGCUGCAGCGGGCAGAGGCGUCGGCAAUUCGUUCCCUGAAGACAGGUCUAGGGGCAGCAGCAAUGGCAGCAGCAGCAGCAGCAGCAGCAGCACCUUCAGCUUCACUGCACUGGCAAGGGCCAUCAGCAGCGAGGCAACGACCGACUUGCCGGAGUCGUUCGAAAGGACGCCAGCAGCAACGUCCCACGGCUUGCAGCAGCAGCAGCAGCAGCAGCAGCAGGUGCUGCAGCGCGACGCGAGCCGGUGUGAAGCGCAGCCUUUGCUGUCGCUCGAGGGCGGCGCAGCAGCAGCUCGGCCUACAGUGUCGCCGCGGCUGCGUCAGCGGUCAGCAGGUCCUGCGUCGGGGUCUGGAAAGGACGGCCGCAGCAGCAGCAGCAGCGUGAGCAGCAGCAGCAGCAGCAGCGGGGUGGGGUCAGCCUCGUCCCCGUCUGCUGCUCUCGAGCUGGCCAACCUCGUCAGCGUCGACUGCGAAAGAACUCAAGUGGGCAUUUGCGUGCUGCACGAGCUGUGGGCAGCUCCCUUAACUUUGGCCCUUAACCUCCUUCUGGUCUACAGGCAAAUCCCCAGCGCUUUCCUCUACGCCGUCGCCGUCACAGGUGAGGCACUGCACUUCCCCAGCGCCGCAGCAGCAGCAGCAGCAGCAACAGGAACCGCAGCCGCAGCACAAGCAGCACCAGCAACGACAGCGGCACCAGCAGCAGCAGCAGCAGCAGCAGCAAGAGGAGCUCGUUGUGUGUUUGUGCGGGGUGCGUGGGCUUCGCAGGAGUGUGUCUGUUGGUGCAGCUGCGGCUGGGGGACUGUCUGCGUCAGCCACCGGAUGAUGAGCUGUCGAGACACCCGAGUGCGGGCGUGUCGGGAGCUGCUGCUGCACGUGCGGGAAACGAAAGUGCUGGGGUGGGAGAGCCACGCGUUUGGCCGCAUUUGGAGUUUGCGGCUGCCAGAACUUCGCUUUCUGAGCUGCCGCUACUACUUGCAUGCAAUCAGCAACUGCCUCUUCGUGUCCACGCCGCUGGUGGUGAAGGUCACUGCCCUCACUUGCCUCGUGGCCCGCGGGGAGGGUGGGGGAGGGGGGGCCACGCGGGCCAGCAGCCUCUUUGCUGCGUUGGCUCUCAUAGACAAGGCCCUGCAGGCCCUCAACUCUUUGCCUACGCUCAUGGGCGACUUGACUGCUGCUGCGGUGGCUCUCAAGCGCCUCGGCAGGUGUCUCAAGCCCCCGGCGGCCGCGGUCCAGCUCCAGCUCCAGCAGCAGCAGCAGCUGCUGCAGCAGCAGCGGCAGCAGAAGGAACGCGCACAAAAACUUAAACGCAAACAGCAGGGACACGCCGCAGAGCCCGGAACAAGUGGAACAGACGCGUCCGCGGAGACGGGAAUGCCAGCAGCAGCAGCAGCAGGGGCGCAAGCUGCCGCGGAAGCAGCAGCAGCAGGCAUUCCCCCGGACUCUGCUGUUGUUUGCUUCCGCCGAGCCGCCUUCGCGUGGAGGCCCCUGCGGCCAAACGAGCUGCUGCCAACUUCUGAGCCAUGUCUUUCCCCCACUGCCUUGGCAGCAGAAAGCCCCCAGACGGGCAAGGCAAGUGUCAGCGCAAGCAGCAGCUGCCCCAGCAGCAGCAGCUGCGCCAACAGCAGCAGCUGCAGCAGCAACCGUUCCGUGCAGCAAGUGGCCUCCAUACUCAGCCGCGCAGCAGAUCGCCCCCCCCUGGCCGGGGAAAGCAAAGGGCCGUAUUGCCUGCGCAGCAGCAGCGCAGUGCUGCACGACGCAGACCUGCAGAUUAACCCGGGAGAGCUGCACUUAGUAGUUGGCAAGUCAGGCAGCGGAAAGAGCAGCCUCUUAGCUGCAGUGCUGGGCGACAUGAACCUAGUGAGGGGGGAGGCUUACCUCAACCUGCCUCGGCCUGCCACCAGCAGCACCUGCAGCAGCAGCAGCAGCAAAGGCAGCAGCAGCAGCCACAGCGGCUCAGGAAUGCCCCAACUGAAGGCGCUCGGCGGGCAGCCUCUAGAGGCAGCAGCGGGGGAAGGCGCCGGCAGCCAGGGCCUCCCAGGCAGCGAGUCUGCCGCAGAAGAUCCUUGGGAGUUCAUUGGCUUUGCGCCGCAGCAGCCCGUCAUCUUCGAGGGAACCCUCCGAAGCAACAUUCUCAUGGGGCGGCCGCUGCUGCCCCUCGCCUACAGCCAAGUGCUGCAUGCGUGCUGCUUAGAAAGAGAUCUUGCUGCUUUGGGCGGCGACAGCACCCCAAUAGACGCCGGCGGCCACAGGCUAAGCGGGGGACAGAGAGCCCGCAUUUGCCUGGCCCGCGCCUUCUACAGCGCAGCUGCUGUUGCUGCCUGCUGCAGACCGCCUUCUUCGGGGCAGCAGAAGGCAAGCGCAGCGUCUCAGGCGUCUGCCAGCAGCGGCGAAAGCACUGCUGCUGCUGCUGCUGCUGCUGCUGCUGCGUCAGCGAGGCAGCUCGCGGACAACAAACUCACCCGCCUCGCCACUGUAGGCAAGAGGGCCCUCUACCUCAUAGACGACCCCUUCAGUCCUCUCGACGCAGUCACAGCCAUGGCCGUGUGGCGAAGAGUUUUCGCACCGGGAGGUAUGCUCGAUAAGAACAGCAGCAUCCUUGCCAGCAGCAACUGA
This is a messenger RNA of Eimeria necatrix, 3534 nucleotides long. RefSeq names its product ABC transporter, putative. The record is from RefSeq and is a predicted model, not a curated record. Gene Ontology annotation, biological process: transmembrane transport. Gene Ontology annotation, cellular component: membrane. Gene Ontology annotation, molecular function: ATP hydrolysis activity; ATPase-coupled transmembrane transporter activity; ATP binding. NCBI's taxonomy places the organism in Eukaryota, Apicomplexa, Conoidasida, Eucoccidiorida, Eimeriidae.